AAUGGAGUCGCCGGGAGGUGAAUCAAAGCAUGAAUUUUGUGUCACUCCCAAUCUAAUAGAAGCAAGAAUCAAUCAAUUGCAGAGUAAAUCAUACUGAAUCAGUCAGUCAUUUAAGAAAAAGAAAAUCCGCCAGCUAAUAGCCACUGCCCAAUGCGGCCUACUGAUCAACUGCUCAGCUGAUCCAAGUUAACCUAGAUAUGGACACCCACUCGUCUCACGCGGCCGGGAACAUUCGCUCCCGUAGCUCCCAAUCCCCCUCUCCCUCUCACUCUGCUUCUGCCUCUGCCACCUCUACCAUCCACAAGCGCAAAAUGGCGUCGGAUGAUCACGCUCCUCCCUUUCCCCCCUCUUCCUUUUCCGCCGACACCCGCGACGGUGCUUUAACGUCCAAUGAUGACCUCGAGAGCAUUUCUGCUCGCGGCGCUGAUUCCGACUCCGACGAUGAGUCGGAGGAUGCCGUUGUUGACGACGACGAGGAGGAUUACGACAAUGAAUCCUCCAUGCGCACCUUCACUGCCGCUAGGCUUGAAAACCCCCCCUCAGCUCCGCGGAACACCAAGCUCCAAAAGGAUAAUACGACGGUCAAGAUAGAGAAUUCGGAUAGCGCUAAAGACGCUGCCACAGCCGGGACUGCUUCGGUGGGAACCAUUCCCACCUCGACCUCAGUUCCGGGCAUUAUCGUUAAGGAGGACGCAACAAAGAUUUUUACUGAUAAUUUGCAGACGAGUGGGGCAUACUGUGCCAGGGAAGAGAAUCUCAGGAGAGAGGAAGAAGCAGGGAAGCUGAAAUUCGUAUGCCUUUCAAAUGAUGGUGUUGAUGAGCACAUGGUUUGGUUGAUAGGAUUAAAGAAUAUUUUUGCUAGACAACUUCCCAACAUGCCCAAGGAAUACAUUGUCCGACUUGUUAUGGAUAGGAGCCACAAGUCUGUGAUGGUUAUAAGACGUAAUCAUGUUGUUGGAGGAAUUACAUAUCGCCCAUAUGUAAGCCAAAAGUUCGGUGAAAUAGCCUUUUGUGCAAUAACAGCUGAUGAGCAAGUAAAAGGUUAUGGCACCAGACUGAUGAAUCACUUGAAACAGUAUGCUCGUGAUGAGGAUGGAUUGACACACUUUCUCACAUAUGCUGAUAAUAAUGCUGUUGGCUAUUUUAUCAAACAGGGCUUCACAAAAGAGAUUCACUUGGAGAAAGAUAGAUGGCAAGGGUAUAUCAAGGAUUAUGACGGAGGAAUUCUCAUGGAAUGCAAGAUCGAUCCAAAGCUCCCAUACACUGAUUUAUCAACUAUGAUUCGUCGUCAGAGGCAGGCUAUAGACGAAAAGAUAAGAGAGCUGUCAAACUGUCACAUUGUUUAUCCUGGAUUUGAUUUUCAGAAGAAAGAAGCUGGUAUUCCUAAAAAAUCAAUCAAAGUUGAGGACAUUCCUGGUUUGAGAGAGGCUGGAUGGACUCCUGAUCAGUGGGGUCAUUCCCGAUUUAGAAGUUUAAGUGUUUCUACAGACAGCGCUGCGAAUCAGAAACAUUUGACUGCAUUUAUGCGAUCACUUCUGAAGUCAAUGCACGAUCAUGCUGAUGCCUGGCCAUUCAGGGAACCCGUUGAUGCCCGGGAUGUUCCUGAUUAUUAUGACAUCAUCAAAGAUCCAAUGGAUCUGAAGACAAUGUCUAAGAGGGUGGAGUCUGAGCAAUAUUAUGUUACAUUUGAGAUGUUCGUUGCAGAUGUCAGAAGAAUGUUCGCCAAUGCACGGACCUAUAACUCCCCAGACACGAUUUAUUACAAAUGCGCUACCAGGCUGGAAGCCCAUUUUCAGAGCAAGGUUCAAUCAGGUCUACAGGCUGGCACCAAAACUCAGUAGCAGCCUCUGAAUUCAUUAGGGGUUCCUCUAGCCUUCAGCGGCUAAAGAAAGCUGAAUCCCCUCCAAUAUUUCCUUGUAUGUUGUAAAAACUUGUUCUUUAGUUGGCCAAAAAAAAAAUUGUUCUUUAAUUUAAUUUUUUGUCAAAUGGGUUACCUUUUUUGUACAGUUGAGAUUGAUUUUAUUUUAAUAUAAUAGUAAAAACAAUUAAGUUGAUAUAAAGUUCUAACAAA
Neltuma alba is the source of this 2071-nucleotide messenger RNA. RefSeq names its product histone acetyltransferase GCN5-like. The transcript has 13 exons. Gene Ontology annotation, cellular component: histone acetyltransferase complex. The coding region runs from base 198 to 1841 and encodes 547 amino acids. Gene Ontology annotation, biological process: positive regulation of transcription by RNA polymerase II; chromatin remodeling. Gene Ontology annotation, molecular function: protein binding; histone H3 acetyltransferase activity. Lineage: Eukaryota; Viridiplantae; Streptophyta; Magnoliopsida; Fabales; Fabaceae. The record is from RefSeq and is a predicted model, not a curated record.